AUGUCUCUCCAGGUCGACGACCAUAGUCGUCGUACCCGCUCGCGCUCCCCGGGCCGUCGCGAGCGCAGUCGCAGUCGCGGCCCCGCGCCCCCUGCCAUGGUCGACCCCCCGCGGGAGCCCAGCUACGGUUACCCGGAGGACGACCUUGACGACAGGUAUGCCCGGGACCGGGGGGACCGGGACAGAGCCGCGCGCGUUGUUACCGCCGAACCAGGUUCCGGCACCACCAUGUCGGGGGCCAUCCCCUAUCCGGAAGACACCAGCGACGCAAUGUUCCCCGGCACCAAGUCUCUCUACGACUACGAUGACCGCCGCGCUGCUCCGUCCUACCGCCCACCUCCGUCUCCCCAGGAUAGCUACUACCGCAACUCGCGCGAAACCUAUGAAGACCAGCACGCGCGCACUCCCGAACCACGCGAUGACGACAAGUUGAAAUACCUCCCAGCCAAGUACAGCAAUCAUAGCCGCAGCAGCAGCAAGUACGGCAAUGAGGCCGAGUACCCGCCCUCUAGACCCCCUCGUUCAGACACGGCCGACCUGUACCCCCCUCCGAAGCCUCCUCGCCCUGUCUCCCCCGGCGGCUACGCCUACGCCCAGCCCCAGCCUUAUGAGUAUGCAAAGCCCGACGAGAAGGCCAAAAGGAAGGAGGAGAAGAAGAAGGCACUGGAGGAGAACCUCGCGUACGGCUUCGAUCCCCACGCGUCCAGGCCGGGCUUGGCUCCUGAGCCCCGGUACUCUGGCCGCGCGCCGAGUCCAGGGCCGCAGAUCUCAGCCGGCGCCCAGGCCUACUACGGCAACGAUCCUCGCGUCUCAUCCAACAUCUUGACCGUUGAGCCCGGCAGCCGCAUGCGCGACAAGUCGCCUCAGCCGCCGACCCAUCGCAUGUCCAACUUGUCUGUAAACACGGGCCAUCACGCACUGAACAUGAGCAUGUCGUUGGCGAACGCGCCGGGAUCGCCGUUGCUGGAGUCGUAUCACGGCACAUACCAAGACAUGUCGCCGAUGCCAUCACCAAUGCUGCUGGCCUCCUCGUCGCAGGAUUUGCAGGUCAUGGAGCCACUCUCCCCAAUUGGCUCCGACGACGAGGGCAGGCGACGUCGGCGGGCGCGGUUUCACGACAUCGAAGACGAUGCCGCGAGAAUCGCAAAGGCGCUUCGCAGCGACAGGAAACACCCGGAUCCCGAGCCCCUGAUUGAGAUUCUUCCGGGCCUUACCCACGACCAGGUGAUGGAUCUUCGCAGGGAGUACAAGGCGCUCGUCAAGACCGGCUCGGACCGCAAAGGUGUUAACGUGGCCAAGCACAUCCGCUCCCGCCUCAAGGACGCCGAGCCGAACCUCAUGAAGGCCUGCUACUCUACCGCGCUGGGACAAUGGGAGAGCGAGGCAUACUGGGCCAACUUCUGGUACCAAGGCGACAAGACGCGGCGGGAGCUCCUCAUCGAAUCCCUCAUGGGCCGCACGAACCAUGAGAUCCGCCUCAUCAAGGACGGCUUCAGCGACAAGAAGUACGACAACAGCCUGACCAAGUGCAUGAAGACGGAGUUGAAGGAGGACAAGUUCAAGAAGGCCGUGCUCCUGGUGCUCGAGGAGCGCAGGAUGGAGGAGUAUGAUCCCUACGGCCGCCGCCUGGCCAUUGACUACCACCUUGUCGAAGACGACGUGGCGGAUCUGCGCAAGGCCGUCAAGUCGGAAAAGGGCGGCGAGUCGCUCAUGAUCAGCAUAGUCGUGCAGAGAAGCGACUCGCAUCUCCGCGAGGUGCUCAAGCUGUACGAGCGGACGUACAGAUCCAACUUUGCGCGUGACGCGCUCAAAAAGAGCGGUAACCUUGUGGGAGAACUACUGGCCCACGUCCUCAACGGCGUCAUCAACAAGCCCGUCCGCGACGCCCUGCUCGUCCACCACGCCCUCACGGCGAGCCGCAAGGACGCCCUGCGCCGCGAGCUGCUCAUCUCACGCCUCGUCCGCUUCCACUGGGACCGCCACCACCUUGAGGCCAUCAAGCGCGCCUACCGCGAGCGCUACGGCCGCGACAUGCAGGAGGCUGUCCGGGAGGGCACGAGCGGCGAUUGGGGUCUCUUCUGCCGGGAGCUGUGCAUCUACCGCAUGCCGAACGACGUUAAGAGCUACGAGAAGGUACCGGUGCAAGUCCGGUGA
Colletotrichum higginsianum IMI 349063 is the source of this 2154-nucleotide messenger RNA. Its product is annotated as Annexin ANXC4. Gene Ontology annotation, molecular function: calcium ion binding; calcium-dependent phospholipid binding. The record is from RefSeq and is a predicted model, not a curated record. Lineage: Eukaryota; Fungi; Ascomycota; Sordariomycetes; Glomerellales; Glomerellaceae. The transcript is spliced from 2 exons. Gene Ontology annotation, cellular component: cytoplasm. Bases 1 to 2154 code for a protein of 717 amino acids.